This is a messenger RNA of Salvia hispanica, 837 nucleotides long. RefSeq names its product chaperone protein dnaJ 8, chloroplastic-like. Lineage: Eukaryota; Viridiplantae; Streptophyta; Magnoliopsida; Lamiales; Lamiaceae. The record is from RefSeq and is a predicted model, not a curated record.
CCAUUCCAUUUUCUAUCCACUUCCGAUUUCCAAUCCAAUAAUUCAUUUCCGAAACUUAUUUUUUAACCAAGCUAUCGUUCUCGAUCUCCAUUUUCUCUAAUUCCGCAGCUAUUUUAAUAUUAAGGUUGAUUUUUUCGACCUCGAUUGAAAUUUGCAUAAAAUUGGUUGGAAUUUCUUUAAUUUAAAUUGAAAGAAUGGCUGCUGCUGUGGGUUGUGGGUCUUCCUGGGCUCAAUUCAAGGAUAUCUCGCCUCGAAGAAGCUCGAGGAGUAAAAAUGGCGAUAGUAAGGGAUUUAGGGUUUCGUGUGUGUCUUCUACCGUGGCUGAUCCGUACCAGACACUGCGAAUUCGCCCUGGCUCGUCUGAAUCUGAGAUUAAGAAGGCAUUUAGGCAGCUUGCUCUUAAGUAUCAUCCAGAUGUCUGUAGAGGAAGCAAUUGCGGCGUCCAAUUUCACCAAAUUAACGAAGCAUACAAUAUUGUGAUGAGUAAUGUGAGGGGAGAAUCAAGUGGGGUGGAGUAUUAUGAGGAGGAGCAGGUUAGUGAAGAACAAGAUUGGGAGCUUUGGGAGGAAUGGAUGGGAUGGGAAGGAGCUGGGAUUCGUGAUUACACCUCACAUAUUAAUCCAUAUAUUUGAUUCGUAUAUGUUUUCAUCCAUAAAGCCCACACUUUCACAACCAUUUCAUGUUGUGAAUGGAAGAUGAGGUUUUUUGUUUGUACAGAGUAAUUUCAUUUCUAUGUUUUAGCCCAUGUACAUACUUCUUUUUAUGGCACCCCUCAAUUGUAAUAAGUAAAUCUUCCUGCCCUUUGAGAAAAAGGAAAAUAAAUCAAGUGUUGAUAUA